GCUCUCUGACGUUGAACAGGUUCCUUGGAAGGUAAUAUCUAUUCUAGGCAGGAGUCUGGCUUGGUGCCUGCUGCUGGUUGCUUCAGGGUCUGACAGGAUAAUGGAUAAACAUAAAAGCAUUUUACGUUGUUCCGUUAAAACUACUUUUUUCUUCUAGAUAAUCUGUAGUGCAUUGUUGUUAUGGGAGUUUUUCGUGCUCUUUCUCUUGGUUGUCUAAUUGUUUAUUAAGUCCUAACUUGUGAGUCAGGCUUUGGGUAUAGUUUUUCUUUUCUUUUCUUUUUUUGCCCACGUGACUUGAACGCACCACGGGAGGACAGCGCUUUUGUUUUUUUUCGGCUCGCGGAGCAGCAGCAGCAGCACGCGGAGGCGCGGAGAGAGUGAGCGCGAGCCACGAUGACAUGUCCGUACGGGAGAGGAGACGAUGGAGAGCCGCUGCUGUGUCACUGAACGUCCGCGGCGUGUGUGUGUGGAGCUGAGCAGCCAUGAGCGAGGCGGUGACGAGGAGGAGAAAAGGAGUAGCGAAGAAGAACAGAUGGAGUGAGCAGCCCAGAGGCAACCUCAUCUCUGAUGUCCCUGGGAAACUCAGUUCAAUCCCACCAGCGGAAGAUGAAGGUGGACGACAAGGGGCCCUCAAGAGGUUCAGUGCCAUGUGGUCGUCCUUCCGCAGAGGCAGAAAAGAGAAAGGGAAAGAACUGGAGCCCCCAGAACCAGAAGGCCCAGCAGCGGCAGAGAACUCAUCCCGACAGCAACGCUAUGCCAGUGGCCAGUACUUCUUUGAGUAUCUGGUGGUGGUCAGCCUCAAGAAGACCAAGGACGACAGUAGCUAUGAACCCGAGAUCACCUACCAGUUUCCCAAGAGGGAUGGGAUGGCCAGACGUCAGAAGGAGGAGGAAGAGAAGACGCUCAAAGCGAUCACACUGUUCUGUUUCCCAGAGGGCAUCAACUGGGCUCCUCUGACAGAAUACCACAGCGAGACCUUCUCCUUCGUUCUGACUGAGAUUGACGGCAGCAGAAGAAAUGGAUACUGCAGGAGGUUACUGCCUGGAGGGAAAGGAGCCCGCGCCCCUGAGGCGUACUGCAUCAUCAGCAGUCUGGCUUGUUUCGGCCUUUUCUCCAAGAUAUUUGACGAGGUGGAGAAGCGGCGGCAGAUCUCCCGGGCUAUGAUCUACCCAUUCAUGCAGAAGCUGCGGGAGGCCCCAUUCCCAGCUCCGGGGAACACUGUGGAGAUUAAAAGCUUCAUUCCGGAGUCGGGCACUGAGAUCAUCAGUCUGACUCGCCCACUGGACUCCUGGCUGGAACACGUCAACUUUGCCACGCUGUUCGGCUGCCUGACAGAUGAGGAGGUGUUAGUGGUGUUUGCCGCCGCUGUCCUGGAGAGACGCAUCAUCUUCAUCGCAGAUGAACUGGGCACCUUAUCCCAAGUCAUCCACGCAGUCACAGCCCUCCUUUACCCCUUCACCUGGCAGCACACCUUCAUCUCCAUCGUCCCCGAGAUCCUGAUGGAUGUAGUGAUGGCGCCAACGCCGUACCUGCUGGGAGUCCAGAAACGCCUGCUGGACCUGGUCAUUGAUCAGAGUGAUAUGCUAAUGGUCGAUUUGUCAGAGGAUAAGGAGGAAACUUUCCUUUAUUCUAUGGGUGAUGAAAGCUCUAUUCUACCCCCGAAGCUCCAAGCGGAAAUACUUGAGUCUCUGAGUAAAAGACAAAAAGCGUCAACGGUGGAGGAGCUGAACCGAGUGGUGUACGAGGCCUUCCUGCAUUUCUUUGUGAGAACAGUCGGCCAUUAUGCGUCGUACGUGAAGUACAGUGGAAAAGAGCCGGGAGUGUUUGAGAAGAGGAGCUUCUACAAGGCCAUCGAGUCCAAGACGACUCGACACUUUGUCAAGAAGUUCAUCCAGACGCAGAUGUUCGACCUGUUUAUCCAGGAUGUGGAGCAGCAGCAGCCUGGACCGCAGCAAGGCGUAUUUCACAAAAAGAUCCUUGAAUACCAGGAGAAGAAGAAAAGGGACAAGGGGAAGAAACACUAACUCUCUGCAGGGAUCACUCGUGUAUAUACAGGAGUACAUAGGAAAAGAUGUAAAUGUUGUGACUUGUGUAUUUUUUUAAUGUCCCGUGUUGGUUUGCUUUUAAAUAAUGUUUGUAACAAUGUGUGUGUGCGUUACUGUAUGGUUAACUUGCUGCUACUCUGUGAAACACUGGGACACUUGAGCGUCACAUGUUGGUCCUCAGGCUGUGGAGAAAGUGUGUCGCUGAUGACGAGCAGGAAAAUCAUUUCAAAUAAAGCUGGGUUUUUUUUACAAAAA
Messenger RNA from Solea senegalensis (Senegalese sole), 2300 nucleotides. Its product is annotated as DENN domain-containing protein 2D-like. Gene Ontology annotation, cellular component: cytosol; nucleoplasm. NCBI's taxonomy places the organism in Eukaryota, Metazoa, Chordata, Actinopteri, Pleuronectiformes, Soleidae. The transcript has 14 exons. The record is from RefSeq and is a predicted model, not a curated record. Bases 483 to 2024 code for a protein of 513 amino acids.